CCCAGGCUAACACAUGUCGGCAACAUGGCUUCCACAUACACCACCAUGACAAGUUUGCUCUGCAUUUUAUCCGUUUUCCUCCUCGUCCUUAGUCUCUAUAGCACCCAGGCUGCGGAGGAUGCAGUGGACGUGGCCCAUGACACAAAGGAUGCCACUGAUCAGGUCGAUUUAGAGUACGCCAAGGGGUCUGUCUGUGGCUACUGUAAAUACUGUAAGUUCUGUAAAAAGUGUGAUAUGUGUCCAUGCACGGCGAGCAAGAAGGAACCAAACUGUCACAUGUGCAAGUACUGUAAAUAUUGUCACCUAUGCUCAGCAUUAUGCGAUACAAUCUGUCAGCCGGGCGGCGUCCUCGACAAGAUCACUUCAAAAAUAGUCAGCGCCCUGCCGAGUUUCAACCAGGAAGAAGUGGAGAAUGAUCUUGAUGGAGUGAAGGAUUGGAUCAAGAAGGAAGAACUAUAAAGCACGAACUUAGCCAUGGACACGAAGGGCCUUCACCUAGCUGACACCAUUCGCCAUCCACCGUGCACCAUCAUGCGGCUGCACCAUCAUUCAAUCCCAUUGUAAUGGACCAAGUCUCAUCGUCAGAAAGCAGUUGUAUGAUCAAACAGUGGAGGAUAAUGCGUAUUUCGUGUGAUUUUAAAUUCUUUUUUUAUAAAUGUAUGUUAAAGUGGUAUUUGACGUAUUGAUGGUUAGUCUGAACCACUCCACCGAGAAUCUCAGGCUCUUUUCUUUGCUUUAAUAGUAUUUAUUGGUCAAGUUAAGGAAGCCCAAUGUAACUUUUUAUAUGUAAAUGUAACCCAUACGCGUUCAGUUUCUGUCCAUGUACAUUUGGCAACAUUACCCAACGAAUUCUGUAGCAUUUAAUCGCCAUAUCUCCUUUUGAAUCCUAGAAGUCCUGUUGUCAUCAUUGUCAGAACUUCCAAUCUAGGCCAUGGCGGUUUUGCAUGAUAUUCUUCCACGGUUGCAUGCGUAAUAGGUCUAGAGGUCAAGCAUUCAACCGCUAAACGUCUUUAUGUCUGUGUUACAAUAGCACAUUGGCAGUUUGUUGUCGUUGCUGAAGUGAUAUUCUCCUAAUAUUGGAAAAAAUGUCAAAGCGAGACAAAAAGCUGAAAAUUAUUUAUGUGUUGUUGGCAACAUUACACGUUGAUUAUUGAUUAUAUACAGCAUGCUUUGGGACAUUAUCAUAUUUUUAAUUUGUAGUAUACAUGUUAUGUGUAUUUUGUUGUGGACACGGUAGUUAAUCGUCACUGUACCAUGUCCAUACCUGUAUUCAGGGCGACAUUUCUGAGAAAAAAAAUAAAAAGUGCAAUAU
Messenger RNA from Lineus longissimus, 1312 nucleotides. RefSeq names its product sarcoplasmic reticulum histidine-rich calcium-binding protein-like. The coding region runs from base 25 to 459 and encodes 144 amino acids. The transcript has 4 exons. Gene Ontology annotation, molecular function: calcium ion binding. NCBI's taxonomy places the organism in Eukaryota, Metazoa, Nemertea, Pilidiophora, Heteronemertea, Lineidae. The record is from RefSeq and is a predicted model, not a curated record.